Molecule: messenger RNA, 2125 nt
Organism: Clupea harengus (Atlantic herring)
Lineage: Eukaryota; Metazoa; Chordata; Actinopteri; Clupeiformes; Clupeidae
Product: taste receptor type 1 member 1-like
Exons: 3
Biological process (GO): G protein-coupled receptor signaling pathway
Cellular component (GO): plasma membrane
Molecular function (GO): G protein-coupled receptor activity
Source: RefSeq, a predicted model, not a curated record
CACCAGCCUCAAACACUUAGAUUUCAGUUUACGUCUGCGAGCUACAAACGAAUGCAAGUGAUGAGGUUCACCGUCGAGGAGAUCAACAACAGUACGGAGCUGCUUCCAGGGGUGAACCUGGGUUACGAGAUCUUCGACUACUGCUCCGACAUAGGCAGCCUUCUGUCUGCGGUGGAUUUCUUGGCUUGUGGGAACUCCAUUCACACCGGGGCCAAACGAGCCUGUCGACCCAAAGUCAUCUCCGUCACCGGCCCGUUUGGGAGCACCGAGACCAUCACCGUGUCUCAGCUGUUUCUGUUUAACCAUCUGCCUAUAGUGACCCAUGGAGCUACUAGCGUUCAACUCAGCAACAGGGAGAGGUUCCCCUCCUUUUUCCGCACGUCUCCCAGUGACAAGUUCCAAGUGCAAGCUAUUGUCCAGAUUCUGAAAGAGUUUAAAUGGAACUGGGUGGCCUUCAUUGGCGGUGACACCGACUACAGUCGAGAUGCUUUACGGGUGUUUGAGAGCGAAGCACGGUUGGCUAAUGUCUGUUUGGCCUACCAAGGCAUAAUCUCAGUCAAGGAUGACUUACAACACGAGAACGUGUUGAAGGUGAUCAAUGAAAAGAAUAUAGGCGUUGUUGUGCUCUUUGCCCACAUAGAACACGUUACUAGCUUCCUAAGGGUGGCAAUAAAAAAAAAAGUGCGAAAAUUUUGGAUAGGAAGUGAGGCGUGGUCCUUGAGCACAGAACUGGUUAAGGAGAACAACAUAGACAGUAUUGGUACCGUCUUGGGGGUGAAUUUGCAACAAAUGGGUCCGCUGAAUGGGUUGAGUGAGUUCAUUCGCAAGUCUCUGAAUUCUACACAGUCACCGCCUCCGGACUCCAGUGAAACGUGCGGCCAGAGAUCAGAUCCAAACAACUGCAUCCCUUGCAAAGACUACGAGUGGUCCAGCAACCGCAGCACGUCAUGCCAAAACCGGACGGUGGUGUUCUUGAGGUAUGACCAGCCGGUCUCCAUUGUCCUGUCCCUAGCCACCAUCUUCACCAUAUUACUGUGUGGCUGCACACUGGUUCUGUUUGCCUGCCACUACGACACCCCCGUGGUCAAGUCCGCCGGCGGCAAGAUGUCCCUCCUCAUACUUUGUUUCCUGGGCCUGUCCUCCAUCAGCAUCUUCUUCUUCAUCGGGCAGCCUUCGCCCACGUCGUGCAAUCUGGGCAUCACGACAUUCCUCGUGUUCUACACCGCCACUAUGUCCUGCCUGACGGUUCGCGCCUUCCAGAUCGUCUCCGUCUUCAAAAUGGCCACCAGGUUGCCAAGGGCGUACGAAUUCUGGGUCAAACAUGGCGGACAGUGGGUGAUAGUUUCAAUCUGCACGAUCACUCAGGUUUUCUUGAGCAUCUUGUGGAUGAGCAUCAGUGGUCCCCAGCCUUUUCAGAUGAAGCCCAACAGGGAAAUAGUCUUGCUCUGCACUGUGGGCAAUUAUUAUUUCCUGUAUGCUAUGUUCACUUUGGUAGGGCUUCUCAGUGUGCUCUGCUUUUCUUUUAGCUAUAUGGGGACAGACCUUCCAAAAAACUACAACGAAGGUAAAGCUGUUACUUUCUGCUUGCUCAUUUUCUUUAUAUCCUGGACCCUAUUUCUCACACUGUUCUAUGUUUUAGAGCCGAAAUACAUCAGCACGAUUAUUCAGUUCUCGAUUUUCUUCAGUGUCUUUGGUGUUUUACUUGGCUACUUUGGACCAAAAUGCUACAUCAUUAUUUUCAAACCUGAACGCAAUACAGCAGCAUACUUUCAGGCUGCCAUCCACACAUACACUCAACAAACCAGAUGAACUCCAGAUUGUAGUGAAAUAAUGAUUGGCAAAUCUCUCUCACACACACACAGUCUAGACUCUUUUCUUUUAUAGCUUGUGUAGCGCCCCCUAGCUGUCCUAGCUAUUUUAGUGGAGUGUGCUGCCCGAAUUCCUAAACUGUUUCCUCUAUAUAUAAUGAAUACUAGGUUAAAGCAUACUGCUAACACUAUUAUUUAAGCACAUUAUAAAUACCAUUAUAUAGCCCCAUUCCAAAUACCGCAAUUCAAUAUCUGUCUCUAACACUUCUACUUAGGUUCACUUAUAUAUGGAUCACUAUUAAACAUCAAGUACACAA